AUGGAAAUGGAGGUCACUGAAGGAGGGAGCUGCUUUCCCCAGACAAAGCACUGCCUAAACAUUGAUUUAGCUGAGAAUGCGUUUGAAAAGCAAGUGAGACCAAGGAUGGCGGAGAGGGCAAAGGCAAGUGUGCACUCAGAGGAGACUCAUGGAGUUAUUGCUGGGAGCCAGAUAAAGCUUCCUUUAAUGUGUAAGAGCCAUCUCAUAGGCCUUAGGUGGAAUGCUAUAUUUCUUCACAGAGUCAACCUCCACCCUGAGAAGUAUGUCUUUCUAACUACAUUCAAGCCCAAGGGCAAUUGGCCUCCUGAGCCAAAUAGACACUUGGGAACAGCUGGCAGCCAGGAAGAUAGCACCCAUGAUUUUCGCUUCUCAUUUGCUUAA
Molecule: messenger RNA, 381 nt
Organism: Pipistrellus nathusii (Nathusius's pipistrelle)
Lineage: Eukaryota; Metazoa; Chordata; Mammalia; Chiroptera; Vespertilionidae
Source: the annotation of a GenBank genome assembly